UGAUCGACGACCAGGUACUCUACCUUUCCCUCGCCGUAAUCUUGUAAUUCUAUAGGUGGCUGGCCCACUCUAUACGACUUCCUUUUCGCGCUUUCCUCCGCUUUCGCUGCCCAGUCUCACGUCCUUCACGACCCGCCACGAGAAUGCUGAACAGGACCGCCGGAACCCUCGGCCGCAGCGCCACGACGCCGCUCUCGCCCUCGCUCCUCAAGCUCGACCCCGAGCAGCGCGUGCGCCUCAUCAGGUCCAGCCAGAAGGUCGGCCGUGUCCUCGGCACGACACCCGUCAUCGACGUCGUCUCUCCGACGGCCGUCACAUUCACCCCUCCACCGCUUACCACGCCCGGCACCGCCCGCACGCCUCUCGGGAACGUCAAGUCGCUGUUCGCACAGCACUCACCUGUGACCUUCGCCUCUGUCGCCUCGAAGGCCUCCGCCCGCGAAGAGACUCUCAACUCGCCUGUCGUCCAGUAUAAGAUCCACGUGGACAGCAAAUCUACUACACGAAUCGACUCCCCGAAGGCUGCUGCUGCGAGGCCCACAGCGAACGGGCUGCGUCGCAAGCAUGUUCCUGCUGCCCUGCCCCUCCCUCAAGCACAGCGCACGGAAGCGUUGCCCCUGUCGCCCUUCCGCUACGGGAUGUUGAGAUCCGUACACAGCCCGGCUCUGUCUCCGCUGUCGCCCGUCUCGCCCAUGUCCCCGAUCACGGAGGCUAAAAUCGAGCAGAGCAAGCGGGACAAGCUCGAAAGGCUCGAACAACUCGCCCAGUGCGCCAGCAUCGGUGUCCCGCAGGAGGUUGUCUACCCGUCCUUUGGUCAGAUGGAGGAGAAGGCAGAGCAGAUCACCUCGUUCCUCGAUUUGUACCGCAUGCGUGCCCGGGACGACAGCAGCUUGUUCAAGGCGAGCGACAGCAAGACUAGCGCUGUGGAUGAGCCCGCGCAAGGCCUGCUCGCGGAAAGCAAGGAUGGUGCACGCAGCCGCAGGAUUACCCGCGCGAGCACAGAAUUCUCCUUGCAGAAACGGCGCAGCCGCUCCGUCGGCGACUUCCACAGCUUCGGCGAGGCCCUCGCGCUACAGAGUCCGCGUUUCGCCCUGCAAAGCCCGCGCUUUGCAGUGCAGCAGGACCGGCACCUCACCACCACGCCGCGCUCACCCGCAUACGCCGCUGCCCCGCCGCCCACUGCGCUCAGUGCGACCUCCGCUCUCGUCUCCCCGUCCAUCUACUCGCAGAUCUCCGCAGAGGAGGGCGACGUCCCCGUGCUCAUCCCCUCGCCGCCGACGAGCCCCGGCCUCAGACGGAAGCGCUCGCUCGCGCGCGCCAAGGCGAGCAUCAUCGGCGCCGACGCGCUGCUCAUGGCGCGAUUCCGCACGGGGUUCGGCACGCGCCCGCUCGACUUCGCGGUCCCGUCGCUCCCCGCGCCCACCGGCCCGCUGCCCUCGCCGCCUGUCUCGCCCGCGAUCGCAGACGUCAGGUCGCCCCGCGCGCCAUACUGGGUGCGCAGGUCGUUCCGCCCGCGCGACUCGCUCCAGGCACUGCACCUCAUCGAGCCUCCUGCGGCGCCCGUGCGCCCGAAGCGCAGCUCGCGCGGGGACGGGCGGGCCACGCCGCGCACGCUCCGGUUCGAGCGAAGGAUGGGAUGGGGUGGGCAGUGGAAUCAGGGAUCGUUGGCUGGUGCCAUUGACACGCUCAAAGACCUGCAGUAGUGGGAUGGGAAACUGGGUGAGGUUCGCAUGUUGAGGGCACGCUAGCGUGUUCGGGCAGGAAUCUCAGUCGAAAGCUAUCAUCCAUGUAUUUUUCAUACCGUCCUUCAGUAUGAAUCGACAUGGUUUGCGCGAUAUCAUGCAAUUCGGUACUCAA
Messenger RNA from Postia placenta MAD-698-R-SB12, 1857 nucleotides. RefSeq lists its product as hypothetical. The transcript is spliced from 2 exons. NCBI's taxonomy places the organism in Eukaryota, Fungi, Basidiomycota, Agaricomycetes, Polyporales, Adustoporiaceae. The record is from RefSeq and is a predicted model, not a curated record. Bases 144 to 1703 code for a protein of 519 amino acids.